AUGAGUACAGAAAGAAAAUGGGAUGAUUCAAUUGUCCGCUAUCCAGAUCCGGCGAUUGAGGUGCUGGACCCGCGUUUUGGAAAAUAUAAGAUAGGCAAUUCUGUUGUCGAACGGUUAUGGUCAGGAUCGAGAUGGGCAGAAGGACCCGUCUGGUUCGGCGAUGGCGGGUAUCUGCUCUGGAGCGAUAUUCCGAACAAUCGGAUUCUGAAAUGGGAGGAAUCCACCGGCGAAGUGAGCGUCUACCGUAAACCGUCCAAUUAUAGCAAUGGACACGCCCGCGAUCGACAGGGAAGACUCAUCAGUUGUGAACACGGUACGCGGCGCGUCACUCGAACCGAAUAUGACGGAACGGUUACUGUGCUGAUGGAUAACUUUGACGGAAAGCCGCUCAACGCACCUAACGAUGUGGCAGUCCAUCCCGAUGGGCAUAUCUGGUUCACUGAUCCCGGAUACGGUAUUAUGCUCAACUAUGAAGGGCAUAUAGCCGAAUUUGAGUUGCCGACCUGCGUUUAUCGUCUCGACCCUGAUACCGGCGCGGCAACUGUCGUGAUAGAUGAACUCGAGAAACCGAACGGUAUCUGCUUUUCGCCUGAUUACGAGAAACUUUAUGUCGUUGAUACUGGGGUUACGCAUAAAGAGGGAACCCCACGGCAUCUCUUCGUCUAUGACGUAAUAGAUGGCGAGAGGUUAGGCAAGCAAGAGGUGUUCUGCGAUAUGGCUCCCGGUAUUGCUGACGGCAUUCGGUGCGAUGUUGAUGGAAACUUGUGGGCGAGCGCAGGUUGGAUUGGCGACGGAUACGAUGGGGUGCAUGUCUUCGCACCAGACGGAACACGUAUCGGGCAAAUUCACCUCCCAGAAAUUUGUGCAAACCUCUGCUUCGGUGGUGUAAAAAGAAACAGACUGUUUAUGGCAGGCAGUCAAUCUCUUUAUUCAGUUUAUGUGGAAGCGCAAGGGGUGCCGAUAUCUUAG
Geodia barretti is the source of this 969-nucleotide messenger RNA. Lineage: Eukaryota; Metazoa; Porifera; Demospongiae; Tetractinellida; Geodiidae. The record is from the annotation of a GenBank genome assembly.